Messenger RNA from Bombyx mandarina (wild silkworm), 2473 nucleotides. It is a transcript of the gene vri, whose product is annotated as nuclear factor interleukin-3-regulated vrille. Lineage: Eukaryota; Metazoa; Arthropoda; Insecta; Lepidoptera; Bombycidae. Gene Ontology annotation, cellular component: nucleus. The record is from RefSeq and is a predicted model, not a curated record. Gene Ontology annotation, biological process: regulation of DNA-templated transcription; circadian rhythm. Gene Ontology annotation, molecular function: DNA binding; DNA-binding transcription factor activity.
UACAAAAUUUAGUCGCACUCCAGACAGCGCAAAGUGUAGACGUGUCCAAGCAAUUGGAACAACGCAACGCCAUUCGCAUUGGAUAUUUCGUCAUAACAACAUUGUGACAGUGAAUUUACAUUUAUAUUUUUUCUGGACGUGAAAAGUGGGAGUGAAAUUUGACUAUUUUAAAUUUUGAAACUGUGAUCUUGACCGUUGAGCGGUUGUGAUUUUUGUUUUUUUUUGUGGAUUUUUGACAAUUCGACCGCCAUUUGGAUAAUUCCAGCAAAGGAGUUUUCAAACACCGCAAAUAUUUUUAACCACAGUGAGGAUUCGUGCGGACCAGUCACAGUCCGCCGAAACAUGGUUGCCGAGUUCAUCCUGAGCCAGCAACAGCUGCUGAGCGCAGGGGCCGGUGCAGCCCUAGGGCCCGCCCCAGUGCAGACCCGCGCUCCUCCACCACCGCGCGCUCGUCUCUCCGUCUCGCCGCAUUUCCCGAUGGACCAGGCCCCGCCCUCCAACGGCAGCAGCGGCGACAGCCACGACUACGGAGCCUUCGACUUCAAACGCAAAGACUUCUUCGGGCAACGCAAGCAACGCGAGUUCAUACCGGACAGCAAAAAGGACGACGGCUACUGGGACCGCAGGAGGCGCAACAACGAGGCAGCCAAGCGGUCUCGCGAAAAACGCCGCUUCAACGACAUGGUCCUGGAACAGCGCGUCGUCGAACUCUCGAAGGAAAACCACGUCCUCAAAGCACAAUUAGACGCCAUAAAAGAAAAAUACGGAAUAUGUGGAGAAAGCUUGAUAAGCAUAGACCAAGUCUUAGCCACCUUGCCAACGUGUGAUCAAGUUCUAUGUGUGACAAAGAGGAGUAAACUUUCAGGCACAGCCUUGUUUCCGGCCGCUCCUCCUCCGCCCCCGCCAGCUCCACCAGCUUCUCCCCCGUCUCCUCCACCACAACGCGCCCCAGAGCCAUACCAAGAAAGGAUUCCCGUACCCGAAGCAUACUACCCCCACCCUGCCCACUACGAACCUCCCGGUUCAGUUCUCAACUUGUCCAGAUCUCGACGUGCCCCGUCUCCUUAUGAGCUAUCUUCCUUAUCUGGAUCCGGAGACGAGACCGCCGAGCAGUACGCCCCAGAAAACAACUGCCUUCCUUUGAAACUGCGCCACAAAUCUCACCUCGGCGACAAGGACGUCGCUAGCGCUCUGCUAUCCCUCCAGCACAUAAAGCAGGAGCCGGGGCCCAGGUCGUCCCCCUCCUGGGACGGCGAGGGCUCGAGCGACGAGCGCGACUCCGGGAUCUCACUAGGAGCAGAAUACAGACCGCAACCGGAGAGGCAUCCGGAGGAGGAGGACGCGCAUUUGAAGGCUGAGCUGGCACGGCUGGCCACAGAGGUGGCGACGCUCAAGAACAUGAUGCACCAGAACAAAACCCGCGCGCACGAGCACUGAGCGCGCCGGCCGCCGCCCUCACCCGCCUCGCCGCCCUCGCCGCUCUUCGGCUGACCAAGUUACCACGUUGUAAAGAGAUGUUAUAUUGUAUGAUAUCGUGCAGCUGUAAUCGGCUAAGCCGUCUCGCCUAUCGUAACCCUUCCUAGUAGUUGUAUGUCAUACUCGUAGAAUAUGGACGCGCGUACCUCCAAUGACGCCCGAUCCUCACACUGCACACUUUUCGAGCAGAUAAAACGUAUCUACUCAGUGAUAGAAUUAAAAAUGCAUUUUUUAGUGAUGAGAUAUGUAUAUGUAAUAUAAGUUAUAGAAGUAGAUCUGUUUCAUCUAUUCGAAGAUUCGAUAGUGAAAAACGAUGGCUAAAGACUAUUUCUCUUCUAAGUUAUAGCUUGUAAGAUCUAAUUAAGUCCCACUUAGUUUGUUAUUUAUGGAUAUAAAUAUGUAUAUAUCUCGAACCGAGAAAUCCGAUAAGUUCCAAACCAAAAAAAAAAAAGAUCCUCUGAGUCGAUGGAAUCGCGAUGUAUUUAAGAUGUAAACCCAUUAUCACGUCAACAGAUUGUAUUUAAUAUUCAGUAUAAGUAUACCAGUGCCUUUGUCAAUACAUACAUACCUUUAUACUAAUAGCUACCUAAAGGAAAUAUUUUUGUACAUUUAUAAGAAGAAAGAUGCGAUUUCAUUCAUUAUUUAUCAUUGUCAAGUCGAUCCUUAACACGUGUCGCCGAAUCAGACGAACUCGAUACGAAAAAUGGUUUUAGAUUUUGUAAAUAGUUUAUCGUGUGUUGGCUAUCGAGUUAGGAUGUGACUGCGAAACAUGGUAGGGUAUAUACAAAAACAUUAAAUGUCGAAUCCUAAGAAGGCUAGUUGAGUAUUUCAGUAUAUGUUCCGUAGUAUUGCCCUAUAGGGCAUGUGAUAGGACUGAAGGGAGUAUGUAACUAACUAUUUAAUUUAUUGUUCGGACCGUGAAGGAGGAUUUUACAAUUUAUUAUCUUUGUAUAAGAAAAACUACGAUAUGAAUAAAUUGUGUACAUUAAAAAACUUA